Molecule: messenger RNA, 3587 nt
Organism: Porites evermanni
Lineage: Eukaryota; Metazoa; Cnidaria; Anthozoa; Scleractinia; Poritidae
Source: the annotation of a GenBank genome assembly
AUGAAAUUAUCCUCCCUAGACUGGAAAUUACCAGACUUUCAGCAAGUGCUUAAAGGAGAAUGGACUUCCAUUCCUGUUGUAAACAGCUGUAUGGCUAUCCAGCUGACCUGCCAAUCAAAGAAUGCAUAUGUGUCUGAGUUGAUGGCUCUGGAUCAGUGCACCAAUGAUGUAACUGCGAUUACAAGUACUAAAGGUGAUUCAAACAUCACACUUUCAUUUUACAACCCUCACUGCAUUGCAUUCAGCACUCUUUGCAGCAUUGAUAUUCACUCAGUAUGUUCCAUGAUCGAAGCUCUGAAUGUCGCUGGUGAUCACCAACCUGCUGUGCACCUCGCUGUGGCAGUAUCAUAUGCUCUUGUUUCAUUCUACCAGAAGGUUCUCUUUGGAAUUUGUAAUGUCUCUUCAAUGCCCGUGUCUGCUAAAUGCACGCUGGGAACAGCACCGUACCAAAGUGUAACAAAGUCAGGCUGUGACCAGGAAUCUGAUUUUCCAAAAGAAAUAGAUGUUUCCAGCGACAAGCCAUGCACCAGUUCCAUUUGGCCAGAGGAUACACUUUUGGCGAUUAGUACAUUUGCAUUCCUUUUUGAGUUGUUGUCACAAAAGCCUGACUUAGUUGACGCAUCCAUUGCAGAAAUGAGAACCAAGCUAAGACUUGCUAGUUCUUCGGCCAACGGUGUUCUUGACUGUCCCAAGACAGCAAUGUCUCUGAAAUUUCAGUUAGGAGUAGUGGGAUUGUGUCUGCAGAAGUUGCCUGCGUCAUCUCUACACCAUGAGGUAUGAAAAGAAUAAUAUUCUGCUUUUUCACUAUCCCAUAAAGCCUCGCGCCUUGAGGGGGUAAAGAUGAGUCAAAACUAACACGGCGUGCCUGAGAGCAAGACCUAACAACAAAGUUAAAGUCCUUUAAAGACGUUUCGAAAAUGAAAAAAAAGUUAAGUUAAAGCAGUUGUGUAAGACCUUAUGUGUCGCUAUAGAAAAGAUGUUUUGGAAAGAAAGCUCAUAUUAAUGUAAUGCUAUAGGAAUCUCAACAUCUGCAACAUCUAUGGUCGCCGAGAAUGAUGAGGUGAUGAAGUCAGACAUAUCCAUUUCGCAGAUACCUUCGAUUGCUGUAAAUGAACAUUAGAGAGAAGCACGAAGCAACGCGAGUGUCGCGCAGCAAGAAUAGUUUUUCCCACAUUAAUUUACAGGUUGAGCACAAUAUUGGAAAACAAUCCUGUUUGCCCCCCAAAGCGCAAAGCAUUAUGGGAUGAGUGAAAAAAAGAGAAUUGGUUAUUUAGAUGUGCGUUAUUAAGUUUCUUUUAUUGAAAAUGUCACAACUAAACAACAAGAGCGAACAAGCCCGAAAUGUUAACAAAUAAAUAUGGCACAGAGAAAGAGGACAAUGCUGUAAGAUAAUAUAGUGGUUGGGGGCCAGAUUUCAACUGUAGGCCUGUUCCAGUGGUCCCCCUUCUCAAUCAACUGCCUCAUGAUGACUGUCCGUUGAUCAACGGUAUCCUACGGUGCUAUCGUUUUUCUACUUUCUUGAAUUCUAGUUACCGGAUAUAAUUUGGAGUGUUAGAGUUUGGAAUAUACUUUUCAAGUUACGUGUAGUUUUGGCACUUGUGUGUAUGAGACCACACGCAAAGUGACUCAUAGAAUAUUAUUUUGUACCAUGACGUAGCUUAAGGAAAACUGCGGAACUAUUUUCUAGCAUAAUAGAAUUUAGUAUAAUAUCAGACCCAAAAUUUAAGGCUUAGAUUUUAUGAUGGGUUCAUUUCGUGUUCGUGGUUUAUUUUUAUUUCUUUUCAUUGUUUUUUUUCUUAGGUAACUCUCCUUGACAAAACUGUUGCAUCAGUUCCUGAAAUAUAACCGUACUGGAACUGUUUGGAGUAAAAGUUAAAAUUGCAUCUGGAAUGUUAAAUGUACAAUUUCACUAAAUACAUAAACUUUUAUUGAUUGUUUGGUUGGUGUGGGAAUGUCGUUUCUUGUGGCUUUUCUGUACCCUGACUGAUCAAUAAAUCUGUGAUUUGGGAUGAAAUCAAAUUAUAUUAUAUCCAAAUUUCAGUAAGGAAGUCAAUGGGACAAAAGAAAACAAUUAGCUUACUUCUAGGUACUUUUUUGAUUUCUUUUUAUAGGUGGAAGAGUACCAUUAUGAAUGCUGGCUAACGUACCAACUGAUCUGCUGUGGUCUAGCAGAUGCUGACCUAUCGUUCCUCACACAUCUUGGACAACAAGUUUGUCAGGGUAUCGCCAGGCCCAGUCUAGUACCCCAGUCAUCGCUAUCACGGGUGAUAUUCCAUCACCUGUUUAAGAGUGCACCUGCAAUACUAAGCAAUACUCUGUCAGAACAACCAAAUGUUGGUCUGAAAGUGGCGCUAAAUGUCCUGUCUCAUGUCAAAAAGUUCACUGUCAGAGAUAGCUCUUUCACCUGGAUGCUUUUUGAGUAUGCAAAUUGUAGACUUUGGGCUAAGCUAGCUGAGGUUGUUCUUCUCUCGCUGUCUGACUCUUUAGAGCUUUUGGGUGAAGGAAUGAGUCACAUUCUUCAUCCCGAAGGGAUGCUUGGUGCCAAGUCGAUGGAAAAGGCAUUAAUUGACCGCAGGCCAUCUAAUAAUGUUCUGUCAUGCUUGCGGCUCACUGAGUUGAUAUCCGAAAAGUCCUGCGUGGCAAAAUGUCUAGGACGGGUGCUUAGCGAGAAAAAGGGUAACUCGAUAGAAAUUACACAGUAUAAGGUGCAAAAAGUUCAAGGCUCCAUGAUAAAAGGAGAAAGUUCCGAGCUGGACAUUCCAAGGAAGAUAAUGAACUCUGGAGCGGAGAAGGCUUUGAAGCUCUGUGCUUUUCAGAUUGUUGUGCAUAGUCUGUGGUUGCAGAGGUUUGCCGAUGAAGGUCGCGUACGUCAGACCUAUUCUGCCAGGUACGUGUUCUGAUCAACUCUCAGUUUAACCUCAGUAAAGCGACACAAUACCGCUCAUCAACUGUGAACAAUUACCAGGGGGUCAAUUUGACAGGUUUUUAUUAGUGACAGGCUUUAAAAGGCUAGCCAAAGGUACAGAGUACAGGGUACCUUUGGUUCUAUAGUCUGAAACACAACACCAGCACCAGCUACACUGGUAAAUCACACUUGUAAAAGUUUUAUUGCAAUGAACACCAUGGUUAAAGAAAUCGCGUCUUGAAAUUGCAGCAAGUCUAAUAGGGAAAACAUUCAAUCCUUGGAAAGCACGGUAGUAUGCACAACACAAUUGGAUUGAAAUGGAACCCACUUAUUUUACAAUCCAAAUUGAAAAGAUGAAACCGCUUUCAGAGGUGACAACCCUCUACCUCCUUUACCCCACCCUGCCAGAGAUCCUUCCUUCACCGGGAAACCUGGCACCAGUUACCAUGGGUUUAAAUUUUUUAAUACUUAAUUUCAGAUUGAGUGUUGUUGCUGACUUAACGUUUACUUUUAUUGUUUACCAACAAAUCUGAUAUCCAUUGCAUUUAGUGCUUGGUGGCUAACAGACCUUGUUGCCAGUUCUGGAGUUGAAAGCCUGGAAUACCUUGUUCAUUACAAGGGAGAUGUCACAACUAUCCUCAAACAAGACGACCUGCUGGAUCUUUGCGAGAAAGUUCUCAAA